Molecule: messenger RNA, 231 nt
Organism: Cladophialophora yegresii CBS 114405
Lineage: Eukaryota; Fungi; Ascomycota; Eurotiomycetes; Chaetothyriales; Herpotrichiellaceae
Exons: 1
Source: RefSeq, a predicted model, not a curated record
AUGAGGUUACCCAACAUUUUCAUUCCAAAGGCCCGGCCGUUGCCCUCAACCACAGUGAGGUGCUUCACGUCCAGCUCCCGCGCAUUCCAGCCGACUGCUCUCCACCGUGCCCAGCGCGCAGCUGAUAUCAAAGCUCAUCCCGAAUCCAGCCUCACGCAGGAGAAGCUGCCGGACAAGACAUAUAAUCGCCACUGGACGGAGGAGAACGCUACGCCGAGUGAAGCCGACGUA